Messenger RNA from Cyclopterus lumpus (lumpfish), 1206 nucleotides. RefSeq names its product dolichyl-phosphate mannosyltransferase subunit 1, catalytic (gene dpm1). Gene Ontology annotation, molecular function: dolichyl-phosphate beta-D-mannosyltransferase activity. Lineage: Eukaryota; Metazoa; Chordata; Actinopteri; Perciformes; Cyclopteridae. The record is from RefSeq and is a predicted model, not a curated record. Bases 58 to 810 code for a protein of 250 amino acids. Gene Ontology annotation, cellular component: endoplasmic reticulum membrane. Gene Ontology annotation, biological process: protein O-linked glycosylation via mannose; GPI anchor biosynthetic process. The transcript is spliced from 9 exons.
UUGUAGCACGCUUAAACUUUACGCAGUGUGGUUACCUGGCCGUAGAUUCACGUCGCUAUGGCAAGCCGAAAAACUUCGCACCCAAACCGGGACAGUGAGGACAAAUACUCGAUCCUAUUACCGACCUACAACGAAAGGGAAAACCUGCCCUUGAUAGUGUGGCUUUUGGUGAAAUAUUUCGGUGAAAGUGGCUACAACUACGAGAUAAUUGUCAUUGACGACGGAAGCCCAGAUGGGACACUUGAGGUGGCAAAGCAGUUGCAGAAAAUCUAUGGAGAGGAUAAAAUACUUCUACGACCAAGAGCAACGAAAUUAGGCCUUGGCACUGCGUACAUCCACGGCAUGAAGCAUGCCACUGGAAACUUCAUCAUUAUCAUGGAUGCGGAUCUUUCCCAUCAUCCCAAAUUCAUCCCAGAAUUUAUUGACAAGCAGAAGGAAGGUAAUUACGACCUGGUUUCUGGUACUCGUUACCAAGGGAACGGAGGCGUGUACGGAUGGGACCUGCGCAGGAAACUCAUCAGUCGGGGAGCCAACUUUUUGAGUCAGGUGCUGUUGAGACCCGGCGCUUCGGACCUCACAGGCAGCUUCAGGUUGUAUAAGAAGUCGGUGCUGGAGAGUCUGGUUGAGCGGUGCGUGUCCAAAGGAUACGUCUUUCAGAUGGAGAUGAUCGUCCGCGCCAGACAGCUCAACUACACAGUUGGAGAAGUACCCAUUUCCUUCGUGGAUCGAGUUUACGGAGAGUCCAAACUCGGAGGGAACGAGAUUGUGUCAUUUGCGAAAGGACUGAUCACACUCUUCGCCACGACAUGAUCAGUAUUGGGUUCGGACGUCCUACAGUCAUCGAGUGCUCCUUUCAGUUUUAAAGUCGCUGUCUUUAAUACAGUACUAUCAUAAUUUCAAUAGACAGGGACAGGGCGCCACUUGCCCCGUGGUCAGACUGACAUAUCAGCAAACGACAAGGGAGACUUCCCCCGUUAGCGUAAAUAGAAAGUAAUUUGCUGUCAGUAGUCGUCUCUGAAUACUGAAGGAACACACUGCUUUACAUUCCCAUCAGCCCCUGAACAAAGCACAUGAUGUCUCGUCAUUCUCAGUCCAGACAGCUCACUGAACACUACAUACACACGGUUGUCAGAUGGGUGUCAAGUACAAGUUCUACUGCUACACCUGUGAUUGUUUGUUUACAAUUAAACAGUAAUUUUUUUCUGA